UGGGGACUCCGGAGAGGGGAGGGAGGCCGGCCAUUGAUUUUACGGUUGGAAAGCAAAGAGCAAUAGGGUUUUGAAUGAAGAAAAUACUAAUCGAAUCCGGAUCCUAGUUAUCUAGAAAGAGUGAACGGGUAACCGUUUCCAUACUAGGACACAGAAACCAAAAGAAAAACGGUGGCUGAAGGGACCUUGCAGCGGAUUUUCGCCCUUUGGAUAGGGGGGCGAGCAUUUGUCCCAAACCCGGCGACGGUGUUUUGCGGUUAGAAGGAACUACAGAACAAAAGCGCAAGAUAUUUUGACUUCUCAUAACUGCAAAAUGGAAUUUAUAUAAUUUACCUGAUAUAACAUACACUUGGAUUUUCUCUAUGGAUUUUAUUCUGUGAUUAUUAAUGCGACACAAAAGCAUUGCGUCUCAUGUGGAGCGUUUAACUGUCUUGCGCACCCCUCUCCGUGAUGAAUGUCCGUAUUCACACGCGCAGCGGGGCUCCCAGCGAAGAACAGAUGCAGAAACCGAGAAUGGGAUGCGUCUCAUGUCUUUUGUAUAGCCUGGAUGAUUUUCAACUGAGAAAAGGAUAUCGUAUUUGAAGAGGGAUUAAAUUACAAACCCUUCUUCCCUGGAAGGUGCAGUUGGGAUGGAAACUGAAUGUGGAUAUGUGUACAUCCCAGCCGCCUGAUUUGAAUCUCUGUUUGGGAUUUUCUUUGUGUCGAGAUUUUUUGGCUACAAUUCACUUUUUACCAAUUUGGGUAGCACAUUUGAAAAGAAAGGUCUGUCCUCCCGCUCUCCUCCGGCCUCCAAGAUAGAUUCCCUCAGGAGUAAGGUUGAGCUCCUCCGCCUGCCUCUGGCCCUCUCCUCCAAGUCCAUCAGCCACCGCAAGAGUCAGCUGGGCGGAGCCGGGGAGCGCGGCACGGGGGGAGGAGGGGCCCACAGGGGCAAACCCCGCCCACCGGCCUCCGACAUGGACAACGAGUCGCAGUACUCAGGCUACUCCUAUAAGUCCUCGCACUCCCGCAGCUCCAGGAAGCACAGGGACAGGCGGGACAGGCACCGCUCCAAGAGCAGAGACGGCAGUAGUCGUGGAGACAAGUCAGUCACCAUCCAGGCCCCUGGAGAGCCUCUACUGGACACAGAGUCCACCCGUGGAGAUGACAGGGAUGAUAACUGGGGUGAAACCACCACCGUGCAGACUGGCACAUCAGAACACAGCGUCUCUAACGAGGACUUGACGCGCGUCUCCAAGGAGCUCGAGGAGUCCUCCCCGUUGGAAUGCCGUCGUUUCCUUGGCCCUGCGUUGGGUGCCCUCCUGGGCCUCUUCGCUCUGGUCACCCCCCUGGCCUUCCUGGCUCUGCCCCAGCUGCUGUGGCGUGAGUCCCUGGAGCCCUGCGGCACACCCUGCGAGGGCCUCUACGUCUCACUGGCCUUCAAACUCCUGGUCCUCCUGAUCUCUACCUGGGCUCUGUUCCUACGCCCGCCGCGUGCCACCCUGCCCCGCUUCUACGUCUUCCGCUGCCUGCUGCUGGCACUCGUCUUCCUGUUCGUAGCGUCCUACUGGCUGUUCUACGGCGUGCGUGUGCUGGAGCCCCGGGAGAGGGACUACAGGGGUAUCGUGGGGUACGCGGCGUCGCUGGUGGACGCGCUGCUCUUCAUCCAGUACCUGGCCCUAGUGCUGCUGGAGGUCAGACACCUGCAGCCUGCCUUCUGCCUCAAGAUGGUGCGUACCACCGACGGGGCUAGUCGCUUCUACAACGUGGGACACCUCAGUAUCCAGAGAGCAGCAGUGUGGGUGUUGGACCAGUACUACAGUGAUUUCCCAGUCUACAACCCUGCUCUCCUCAACCUGCCCAAGUCCAUCCUCUCUAAGAAGAUUUCUGGCUUCAAAGUCUACACUCUGGGAGAAGAGAACAGCACCAAUAACUCUACAGGUCAGUCCAGAGCGAUGAUCGCUGCGGCGGCCCGCAGGAGAGAUAACUCCCACAAUGAGUAUUACUAUGAGGAGGCAGAGAUGGAGCGCAGGGUCCGCAAGCGUAAGGCCAGACUGGUGGUGGCGGUAGAGGAGGCUUUUACGCACAUCAAGCGUCUCCAGGAUGACGAGCCGGCCGCCUCAUCCCCCAAACACCCCCGUGAGGUGAUGGACCCCCGGGAGGCGGCUCAGGCCAUCUUCGCCCCCAUGGCCCGGGCCAUGCAGAAGUACCUGAGGACCACGCGCCAGCAGCCCUACCACAGCAUGGAGAGCAUUAUCAACCACCUGCAGUUCUGCAUCACGCACAACAUGACCCCCAUGGCCUUUCUAGAGCGCUACCUCUCCCCAGGCCCUACUAUGCAGUACCAGCGGGAGAAUGGUAGGGGGCGCCAGUGGACCCUGGUGAGCGAGGAGCCGGUGACGUCCGCCCUGCGCCCGGGUCUGGUUUUCUCUCUGCGGCGUCUCGACUUCUCCCUGGUCGUCACAGUGACGCCCCUUCCAUUCCUCCACCUGGGGGAGGAGUUUAUCGACCCCAAGAGCCACAAGUUCGUCAUGAGGCUGCAGUCGGAGACCUCUGUGUAGAGAGGGAGAGAAAGACACAACGGUAGAGAGGAAGUAAAGGGUAGAGAGCGGAGAAGAGAAGAUAUGAGCGAGGAAGAGAGAGACUAUGUUUAAACUUUGCUCAAAGCCCAACUCUCUCAGUGUUGACCUCUGUGUGAGAGAGAGAGAAGACACAAAGGUGAAAAAAGAGAGAGGGAGAGAAUGAGAUGGGGAAAAGAACAGAGAGAGACACAUUUUCAACUUUACUCAGAGCCCAACUCUCUCUGGGUCCUCUCUUACUGUUUAUGACUGACCAAUCAGACACUCCCAUGAGCUGAUCAUUCCCACAAUGCAUCAGCCUCACCUAGACCUGAGCGUGUUGACACCAUGUAGCUUGAUACUGUUCCCAUGACUGGGACAUAGGGAUUUAUUACACUUACACAGACCUUAAUACAGCUCAUAGCGCCUAUUAUCUCUGUUUAUAACAAUGUAAUAACCACCUUAUGUGAUUUAAAUCCACCCCAAACCCUUUACGAUGAUGAUGACUGUUCAACACAACUCAAUUGCUGUGUUUUCUCAAAAUCCCUGGAUUUUGGUUAGAAAACCUCAUAGUAGACGUCCUUAGUUCUACAUUCCACAGCAUAUAUACCUCCCAAUUCUAAGGCUCAGUCCGAAAUGUCACCCUAUUCCCUAUAUAGUGCGCUACUUUUGCACCCUAUUUCCUAUGGGGGCCCUGGUCAAAAGUAUUGCACUAUAUAGGAAAUUGGGUGCUUUUUCAGACACAUCCUAGGUGUAGCACUGUCUAGACAGCUAUCUCUCUGUUUUCACACAAAGCAGUGGAAAUGUGGCGUCUGCCACCAAGGGCUGGAGGAGAGACCUCUGUGGCUGUCCUGUUUUAUUAACGGUGUGUGUGUGUUACUUUGUUACAGUCAUUGGUACCUGUAUGUUUCUCAUUCCUUGGCAAUAACUGCACUACAUUCACAACCGGCCAAUUGAAGUUGACAUUACUAUGUUACUCAGGGACGCAACUUUCACUGGGGACUGGGGGAACAUGUCCCCCCCACAUUCUGAGAUUGCAUUUUUGUCCCCCACAGUUUU
Coregonus clupeaformis (lake whitefish) is the source of this 3593-nucleotide messenger RNA. Its product is annotated as vang-like protein 2. The coding region runs from base 954 to 2537 and encodes 527 amino acids. The transcript is spliced from 8 exons. Lineage: Eukaryota; Metazoa; Chordata; Actinopteri; Salmoniformes; Salmonidae. The record is from RefSeq and is a predicted model, not a curated record. Gene Ontology annotation, biological process: establishment of planar polarity; Wnt signaling pathway, planar cell polarity pathway; multicellular organism development. Gene Ontology annotation, cellular component: plasma membrane.